AUGCCUCUCACCGGACACUGCCUCUGCAAGGCCGUCACCUACUCGGUCGACGUCGAAGCCCCUCUGCUCACCGGCUACGAUCACUGCGACGACUGCCAGCGCCAGUCCGGCUCGACCUACUCCCUCGUCGCCGUCGUCCCCAAGGACAAGCUCACCGUCAACGGCCCCGUCAAGAAGUACUCCUCCAAGGGCUCCUCCGGCAAGGACGUCCACCGCCUCUUCUGCUCCGAGUGCGGCUCGCCCAUUGCGCACGAUCCCGAUGCCGCCCCCGAGAUCAUCGCCCUGAAGGCUGGUACCUUUGACUCGGAGCUCAAGAAGAACCUCAAGCCCGAUACCGAGAUCUGGACCGUCGGCAAGCUGCCUUUCUGCAAGGAGAACCUGGAGAAGCCGUUCAAGCACAUGCCUGAAUAA
Messenger RNA from Emericellopsis atlantica, 411 nucleotides. Its product is annotated as DUF636 domain protein. The transcript is spliced from 3 exons. The record is from RefSeq and is a predicted model, not a curated record. Gene Ontology annotation, molecular function: carbon-sulfur lyase activity. NCBI's taxonomy places the organism in Eukaryota, Fungi, Ascomycota, Sordariomycetes, Hypocreales, Bionectriaceae. Bases 1 to 411 code for a protein of 136 amino acids.